CGCUGUCGUGACAGCAUCAACCUUGCCACACGCUCCCAACUUGGAGGUGGAUUAUGUCACCAUCGUGGGCCCAGCCCUCUGGAGUCUCUAGGGUCUUCUUUAUCUUUGUCGUCUUCGUCCGAAGGAAGAGUGCCAGGACACGCCGCUGUUGAUCUCGGGUCCGGUUCGCGAUCAGAAAAAAAUACAUAUCUAGGAAUCCACUUGUGCGCACGCCGCCAAGCUGUCAAACCCGCCCGCGUGUUUAGUUGAGUCGCCAGCGAGAGCCCUACCGGACCCCUGGAUCAUUGCGAAUCCGCCGAAAAGAUCUGAUAACCCGGUGAGGUUAUCGCCAGCUCCGUUUCGUGGAUCCUUCUGGAGUUGGAAAGAUUUCGGUGGCCGGUAUCCCAGGAAAUCCUGGCCGCAGGCUUUUUUCGGUUUUUGCCGUUUUGCUGGACGAAUAUUUUUUUUUCUCUCUCUCCUCCUCUGCCAAUUUGAACACUCCUGCGGGCCAUAAUAUUUUGAAUUUUCCGUGUUGCGAAUUUUUGCGCUCGCCAAGUUUUGCAAGAAAUAAAGAGGACUUUUGAUAAAAUACCACCAUUUUGGACGGGCGCCCUUUCAACAAGAAUUGCAUCGAUCUUUCGGAAAUCCCAUUCCGACAAAUCAGCUAUAGGAAAAGACUAAAGAUGGCACAGCCGGACUUUGCUUAUUACCGCACGUCGGCCGUUGUGCCAAGUGACCCUUGGCUCUCUACGCGCAGCCCGCUAUACAACGACGAUACAACAUCGUACCAGCAGCACUCCAACACCACCUCGUUCGACGUCACCAGCAGGGGUCCCUAUCGGCCGCAUAGCGUGGCCUUCUCGACAAGCGGAAAUGUCUCGACGUUUAACCUGCCAACGACCGCCGGGUCGAUGACGGCGCUAGGCAACGGCCUCGGCCUUGGAAGCAACCUAAAGAGCCAGUACAACCUUGGACGAGCCGGACCCGACCACGUCUACCACGCCGCCGCCGCGCCCACUCCCCAGCUCUAUAACCCCCGACCAGCCCCCGUCGACCCAUACACUAGCGCGCCAGGCCACGCCGCCGCCCACGGGCACCUUAACGGGCAGUACCGGAGCACCGGGCCCAACCUCAACCUCAACCUCAACCUCAACCACACACAGGGGGGAUGGGGUGAUCACCACCUCCCGGCGUCGUCGUCGCGGUUCGCCUCGUCGUCAUCGGCUGACUCGGUCGACGACAUCCUGGCUUCGCCCAGCCUCUCCGACUACUCGCUCGACAACCCCUCGCUGUCAACAGCACCCUCCAGCAAGCCGGGCGGCAACAAGAACCACCAUCAGAACCACCACAGCCACAAUCAUCAUCACAACAACCACAACGGUGGUAACGGUAACAACAACAACAACCGAGGCAGCCGCUCCCAGCGCCGCCCUUCCAAUCGGGACGAGUUUGACGGGCCACACCAAUUCCUUCAGCGUCCUCCGCCCGAAUACAUCGCCAUGCAAGAGCGCGAGCUCCCCCACCUGCCGACCAACCUCCUCGUGCAAGAACAGGACUCCGUCCUGACGCAAGUCAACGACCGGCUCUCCCAGUGCGCCUACGACUUUGUAGCCAAGUACCAGUUCCCCAUCCCUUUAACCCAAGAAAUGCGGCCCGUUGAGAGACCGCAGGACCGCGAAUGGACCGAGUGGGUGUACCUUUUGAAGAGACUGGCCACCAAGCGAAGAAUCCCCGCGCGGGUGCUGUAUAACGGGCAAAUCAAGCAGUUUGUGACGAUUUUGGAGAACAGUCUGGAGAUGAGGCACGCGGCUAAGCAUCAGAGUCGUCCGUUGAAGGACGAUCGGAAUAUCUUGCAGCUGAUCAGUGCGGGGAUUCAGGUCGCCAAGAUCCUCAAGGAUGCGCCGGCUAUGGACUUUUUGGAUAAGCUGUAUGUGAGGACGGAGCAGCAGAUCCAGGAACGGGCGGCGGCUGCGGCGGCGAGGUUCCGCUGAGGGCUUGGGGUGGGGCUGGGGUGAAGCGGGAGGUUGUGAAGGUUGAAUGAAGAUGAUUGGAUGCCCUUACUCUCGAGUGGGAGUGGGUGAUCCUUUACACCUACACCUUCACUUACAGUACCUCUCUGCGACUUCACCAGCUUGAUUUUGAAUCCUUGGUUUCUGCUUUUUAUGCGCGUUUGGUCUGGUUUGGUUAUAUCCCCCUACAGGACUCCCCUUGUGGAUCUGGAUCUCAAGUUUGCUUUUGUUAUUAAGGUUGCAUCAUUGGUCAGGAAGAUACACGGGAGAAGGAACAGCCGCGAGGCUAUAUAUAUAGAAGGUCUGGUCAUGUAGCAUCCACUCGGUCGGAGGCACUCUUAUUAUACCUGUUGGUUUUGUUUCUUUUCAUUUCUUGUUUUUUUUUUUUUUUUUUUUUUCCUCUCUUUUUUUGCUUGAUAUUUUGCUUUUGGUUUUUUAAGAAGAAGAACCCCAGACGGACAUAUCAUUGUCUCGACAAAUCUACAGGAGGUUAUAUCUACGCCAAGGACAAGUCAAGGAAACGCUUGUCGGCGAGCUUUUGUUGGAAUUCUGGUAUGGAAAGGGUUGGGACAGCACCAAGGACAAGCAUGCCUCUACUGGGCUGUCCAGGAUGGUCAAAGUUACCUAGGGAAAGGGGGGCAAAAAAAGUAAGGGAAAACAGCAAAAAGAGGAAAACGUCUUGGAUAAAUGAACAUGGGAUUGGAGACGGGAAAAGCGUGUGCUGGUUGGAUAUAAGCAAGGAAGGAAACGGAUAAAAGAACUGUCGAUAUGCCUCACUCAUCUCUCGGAUAUGGAUAUGGAUAUGGAACACCUUCAUUGGACAACUUGGACUUUGGAAAGAGACGGUGCUCGGGGUAUAAGGGGUGGUAUUGGCGUGAUCUUUGCCUUCCUGUAUCUUUGGGAUUCACCCUCUCGUGGUUGCUAGAAGUUUUCUUGAUGUACGCUGUGCAAUUAAGUGAGGUGUUGGGUGGGGUGGGUGUUAACGUGCCCAAGUGUCUUGGGAGGGUGGUGGUCUUUUGAUACUGUUAGUUAUUGGCUUUUAAAUGACUUGGCCUUACAGUUUGAUACCUUGAAAUCGCU
Molecule: messenger RNA, 3068 nt
Organism: Neurospora crassa OR74A
Lineage: Eukaryota; Fungi; Ascomycota; Sordariomycetes; Sordariales; Sordariaceae
Exons: 3
Coding region: 663-1970 (435 amino acids)
Source: RefSeq, a predicted model, not a curated record